Messenger RNA from Rhagoletis pomonella (apple maggot), 1094 nucleotides. RefSeq lists its product as uncharacterized. The record is from RefSeq and is a predicted model, not a curated record. The transcript is spliced from 3 exons. Lineage: Eukaryota; Metazoa; Arthropoda; Insecta; Diptera; Tephritidae. The annotation marks the transcript as partial. Gene Ontology annotation, cellular component: extracellular matrix.
CAGAAUCGAAAGUGUUUCAAAAGAAUUUUCCUGUUAAAUAACCGAUAAUGAAAUUUGUUCCUCACACGAUAUGGAUAACUCUGAUGCCAUUGUUAAGUUUUCUAUGCAUGAUUAACGGAGAUUCUGACACUGAAGCCGAUAUUGAUGAAACAGACAGUGAAAUGAUGAAAUAUGCGCCAGAAUAUCAACAUCCAGAAUAUGCUUUCAGUUAUGGCGUCAAAGAUCUGCACACGGGAGAUGUCAAAUCCCAGUGGGAGUCACGCGACGGCGAUACUAUAAAGGGACACUAUAGCAUUCUCGAGCCAGAUGGCUCGAUACGUACAGUUCACUACACUGCCGAUGCUAAGCAUGGCUUCAAUGCUGUGGUGAAGACCGUCGGCGCCAAUUCACAUCCCGUCACCGAAUCGCCGCACAGUGAAAAUGGCAUCAACGACGACACAUCGCAAUCCAAAAUCAAUCACUACAGCAAAGACCAGGAGCACAUAGUGCUGAGCUCAGACAUUAAACCGCUCAAAAAUCCAAUUGAAGAUCUCACUCACGCCCACCCGAAAAUUCCCAGCCUCAUUGAGUUCAAACCGCAUGCGCGCAUAAAGCAAGUGCCAAUGGAACUGGAACCGGGUAUGCGUGAACGGCUGCAGACCGCACGUGAUGAGUAUUAUCAAAAGCAAAAUUUCAAGAAAGUGCCACAUCCUGUAACAGAUUCGUACAGUAAUCAGGAGAAUGAAUGGAAAGCGCUUGUAUUGGAUCAAAAUUCCGAGUAUCAGCCGAUAUAUGGUGUCCAUAUAAAUAGUUAUAAAAGCGCAGACAAUUACAUUCCAACAAAACAAUCCAUUGCAAAUAUAGCUCAGAAUGCUGUGAAUAACGGUGGUGGGCUGCGCAAUGAAUUUAUUGCAUCAGCGCCUCUGCAUCAACGCAAUCAUGGCUCCUAUAUCGAUCCUAGUAUAAAUAAUAUACCGCCUGGCAAGAAGUACAGCUUCACCACACCUAAUUACAAGCACCACUCAGUACCACCGCCACAAUACAAAUAUCAGUCGAAUUUCAAAGCGUCUGCGCCACAAAAUCGUCCAGACUACAUCAAUUACUUUCAGCGCAAA